AUGCUACAAAUACUGGAAUACAUUCCUUCAACAGAUUUAUCCACGAUCUUUUCGUGUCUUCUAAUAAACAAACACUGGUGCGCAACAACAACGGUAGUUCUCUGGCGAAACCCUUUUCGACUACUAAAAACACGAAGAAGACGGUCCGCGGCAUCAGUACAAGAUUGGCGUAUACGAGCAGCACAUCUUUUUGAAUCUUAUAUUUCAUUUUUGGAUAAUGAAGCGCGAGCUCAACUAAAACAAGUACCAAUAUAUCUGCCCGCAAAUCAAUCAAAAAAAUUAAUGAUUCAGCCGUCUAAAAGUCCUCAAAAUAUUAUUAUCAAUUAUGUCUCCUUCAUGGAUGACUCAAUUGAUUGUAAUGAGAUUUUGGACGCGGCUCAUUGUUGGGUGUUGUUAUUGAGAACUAAAAUGGCGGCAAUUGAAACGAAUCGUGAAAAAGUUAUUUAUGAAGGGAAAUUGAUGCCGAAAUUAAAAUCAAAAAUUGUAUCGUAUCCAGAAGGAAAACUAGUUGAAAGUAAUGAUAAGUCAAAUCAUACCAGCAAUAGCCACAUUUUCAAUCAAAAUAUUAAUCACGAGCAACCGCAACAACUACUACAGCAACGACAGAAACACGAAACAGAGCAACCGGAAUUAAACAACCCAGUUCAUCCUGAACCACUCAUAUCUCGAGUUCUUUGCAAUUUCCUAGCAAGAUGUAAUCCUUUGUUAUCCAAACUUCAAUGUGAAUUUAGGGAUUGGCAAAAUCGAGAAAUUGUGCGAAAAUUUGAAAUUUAA
Molecule: messenger RNA, 774 nt
Organism: Ambispora gerdemannii
Lineage: Eukaryota; Fungi; Glomeromycota; Glomeromycetes; Archaeosporales; Ambisporaceae
Source: the annotation of a GenBank genome assembly